AUGUUGAGAACGUACUUCUUUAUCUUGUUCGUCUUUUCGGCUUUCGUGGGAGUAAAGUCUCACCCAGCACCCAAGGCAGAUGAUUACCCUGCCAGUGUAGCCAGGGUAUUCAAUGAACUUCCAGAAGAUACGCAAAGUUCCCACGCAGACCUCAGCGAAUGGCCUGGUGAUGGGGAUCCUGUCGUGCUCUUCAUUCCUGAUUCCAAGAAGCAUAGCGCCAGAAUGACCCCAAACGAUGAUGAAUUGCCUGUCGUCGGUGUCGAAAUGCGUGCUGUUCCCUUGUUACCCGAGGAAAGAGAUACUGAACCUCCCGGUGUACACAUGCUCAGAGGAAAGGCGAACGUUGAUAUCAAAAAUCGAGAGGUUAGUACACUUGAAGCCAGGAAAAAGAAGAAGAAGGUCAAGGCCAGUAGUGGUAAUACGACCUCAAGUGCUAUCCGGAUAACACCUUUCAGCCUGGCGAUAGACGAUCAUGGUUUAGCAGCAAUCAUCAUGCUCGUCUUGGUCACCGGAAUGGGUAUGACCACGCUUUUUUUGAGCUGGACAAAGCAUCAAUGA
This is a messenger RNA of Kwoniella shivajii, 558 nucleotides long. RefSeq lists its product as uncharacterized. The coding region runs from base 1 to 558 and encodes 185 amino acids. The transcript has 5 exons. The record is from RefSeq and is a predicted model, not a curated record. NCBI's taxonomy places the organism in Eukaryota, Fungi, Basidiomycota, Tremellomycetes, Tremellales, Cryptococcaceae.